Messenger RNA from Bactrocera dorsalis (oriental fruit fly), 2751 nucleotides. RefSeq names its product protein toll-like. The record is from RefSeq and is a predicted model, not a curated record. Gene Ontology annotation, biological process: toll-like receptor signaling pathway; immune response. Gene Ontology annotation, cellular component: membrane. Bases 1 to 2751 code for a protein of 916 amino acids. Gene Ontology annotation, molecular function: transmembrane signaling receptor activity; protein binding. The transcript has a single exon. Lineage: Eukaryota; Metazoa; Arthropoda; Insecta; Diptera; Tephritidae.
AUGUUCCACCAAGUAACUCAUAAGCAAAGCUUGAUACUGCAGCUCUUACUGCACUUCCUAUGCGUCAACGUGGUGUACACCAAUUUGACAGCACCAAAGCCGACGUUGCUAACGAAGCUGCAGCCGAAGCCAAAUGGACCCGAUAGCGCCUUCAAAAGCUGCUACCAAAACAAGUGUCAGUGCAAAAAAGAACUAAUCAAUUGCUACUUGAGCGACCGCAAUGGUGCGGUGACGCUCACCAUUUCCUGGGAUUUGGGAAAAGACAAGAUUACAAUGGACUGCGAAGGCGCGACUGAAAAUUUAGACGCGCUGUUAAGUCAAGUGACGCAUGAAUUCGUACAUAAUGAUACCUAUUACGAGCUGACCAAUUGUCAACAACUGCCGACUAUGCUGCGUCGUCCGAACAUCACUUACAUAGGUCACGUGUCAUUUACUGAAGAUGUUGCAGUACCUGAGCGUUUGUUUUUGGAUACAAAUGGCUUGUUGUUGUUAGUGUUUAAUAUAACAACGUCGAAUGCGGCGCUUAGCUUGCCGGUGCAACUGUUUCACGACCUUACGGAAAUAAGAGAGUUGGAGUUGUUAGUUGUUAGUGACGCGCCAGCGAUCACCUUACCCGUGGAACUCUUUCAUAAACUUGAAACUUUGGAAAUACUCUCUUUUUACGUGUAUAACGCUGCGAUGGGCUAUUACGAAAAGCCGAAUGCGCAACGAACAUCGGCACGAAAUUUAACGAGCGCACAUUUUCGUGAUUGUAAUGCAUUGAGGAGUCUGCUGCUGGAUGCGAAUCAACUCAGAACGCUGGAGCCAACAAUUUUCAAUACACUGCACGAAUUGAACCAUUUGAGUUUGAGUUUGAACGAGUUGCAAAGUUUACCCGAAGACUUAUUCGUUGCGCAACAAAAGCUGGUCAUAGUGGACUUGAGUAUGAAUGCGUUGAGCGCACUGCCGCCGCGCUUAUUUGCGCAUACGCCACUGUUAUGGAAAUCAAACUUAGCUGAAAAUCAUUUCCACACGCCUACAAAUAUUAUAGCCGCACUGCACUCGCUACACUAUCUCUACAAACUCGAUUUGGAUAAUAAUAAGCUCAGUAGCAUUUGGGGCACCGGCAUAUAUAGCAAUCGGACGCUACUAACACGCAGCGAUAUAAGAGAUCCAGCAACGCUGCCCGAGUUCACCGAUUAUGUGACCAUUGAGCGCGGCGCUUAUAAUGAACGCGAACUUAAUAUUACCAUUAUUAGUCUACGUCGAAAUCAGCUUACGCACUUCAACUUCGACUGGAUUAGUGGCGCUGAUGGCUUAGCUUGCCCUUACGAGCUGGAUCUCUCGCGCAAUAAAAUUGAAACUAUUUACGCUGCCAAGCGACCGCCGAGCACCACUGGCAGGUGCCAGCGCAAUUUAAACUACAAUCGCUUGCAUUGUGAUUGCCAACUAGCUUGGUUGUAUAACAGCGAUUUUCUAACGAAAGAUGUUGACUGGAGUUGUACAACGCCAGCGGCGUUAGCGCGGAAGCCACUCAAAGAGUUGCAGCGCAGUCAGCUGUGCCCUUGGGCGCCGAGCUUUUGUCCUGCGGGCUGUGUGUGUGACUAUGCCACACAAGCGCUUGUUGUGAAUUGCACAAACGCGCGUCUUGAGGGCAUCACACAGCUGCCGCAUGCUGCGCAGUUCGCGCUCAACAGCAGCACGCUUUACAUCGAGCGCAACAAUUUCUACGAACUACCUGUGAAUACAACGCCAGGUUACGUGGAUGUUACACACAUCUACGCCGCGCACAAUCGGCUUGUCGCGCUGCAGUCAACUCACUUGCCGCCCAAUCUGACAACGUUGGAUGUGCGCGACAAUCAGCUGGAGCGUCUGGGCGCUGACUUUCUGCGCGCAUACCUAAAUGAGAGCGCAACAUUGCAGGCGUUAUAUCUCGGUGACAAUCCGUGGUUAUGCGAUUGCGAGUCGGAGGAGCUCUUGCAUGCGGUUCGCCUACAGCGCGCGCGCAUACCCGAUGCCAGCAGUUUAAUGUGUGCAAAUUUUGCUAAUGUCACUUUACUGAGUGCGCGCUUUGAAGAAAUAUGUAAGAAACCCUUUCAGUACGCCAGCUUGUAUGCGCCGCUUAUUGGCGUGUUUAGUUCUUCAGUACUUAUACUAGUGCUUGUUGCGCUCUUUUACAAAUACAAGUUAACGGUGAAAAUUUGGUUUUUCGGCCACAACAUGUUUUUGUGUUGCAUCAAGGAACACGAGCUGGAUAAGCAUAAAGCUUUCGAUGCCUUCAUCUCGUAUGCGCAUCAAGACCAACACUUUGUUAAUACCGUGUUGAUACCGGGAUUGGAGCAGGGUGGCACACGUUUUCGCAUUUGUACACACGAACGAAAUUGGCUCGCCGGUGUUUAUAUACCUGAGCAAAUAAUGGAGUCGGUAGAGCAAUCGUGUCGCACGAUUAUUGUGCUUUCACAGCAUUUCAUCGAAUCUGACUGGGCGCGCUUGGAGUUUCGCACCGCCCAUCAGUGCGCUUUAAAUGAAGGUCGCGCGCGCAUAAUUAUUAUAAAGUACGGUGAGCUUACGGAUUUGACGCGUCUGGAUAACGAAUUGCUGGCCUACAUGAAAUUGAAUACCUACUUGGAAUGGGGUGAUACGAGAUUCUGGCCUAAACUGCGCUACGCUUUGCCGCAUAAAUUUGGUGAGGUUAAAAAAUCGGGUAUGUUGGAAGUUGGCAGAAAAGUCUAUGUGCGAGACGGCUUGGAGAUGCAUGAAUUACACAUUUAG